AAUAAAAUCGGUUGAUUAGUUGACGUAUGUUUUUUAAGGUUAUGGGCCUGUUUGCGACAGCUGUCAAAUAUAUAGAAAAUAUUUUGCAACGAUUUAAAACAGCAUAAUCCCACAUUACUUAACUACCAGUAUGCAUAUUUGUAUACUUACUAAAAAGUGUGAGAAAUUAAGAGUGUUGAAAUAGAAGGCGUAAUAAUGAUUUAUAAGAAAUUAGUAUAAUAAGAUUAUUUUAACUAAAACACGAAAAAUGGCAGAACAAAAUUCGACACAAAUCCAAUUUGAGAAUCCUAUGUUUAGGGAAAUCCACAAGAAUACAUGGCUGAAGAAAAUAACACCCUCGAAAAAGAAAAGGGAAAAGUUCUGGGUGGUGUUUUGUGUGCACGACGACACGAAUGCAUUUCUCGAAACAUAUAUCGAUAAUAAAAUGGCAGUAUUCCAUAAACCUGAUUGGUUUGUCUCGCUGAACGACGUUCAGCACAUAUCCCCAACAAUAUGUGCCUCUGAACAGGAAUACGAAUUUGUUCUGACAUUAAGUACUGAAGUAAUAAGAUUAGCAGCUCCAACUUGGGAUCAAAUGCACGAGUGGGUGGAAGCUCUUCGAGGCAAACUGUAUGAGUUACGUAUACUAAGCCCCAAGGAAAACUUAUAUACCAAGUUACCUGAUAGAAGUUUACCACUGUUAUCCACGAGAGAUCCCACUUCACCUUUGCCACCCACUCCGGCAGUACCACCGGAAUUCACGCCCGGAAUUGAGCCACUCAAUACUGAGGCGCCUUCCGUUGUCACUGUUGUAAGUCAUAGGAGGAGGUCGGAAUCUCAAAGUGGAAUCUCAAGGAGAAGCAGCAACGCCAGUGAUAUUCCCAGACGUCAAGCCACUAGACAUGAUGUAUUUAAUUUUGAACAAUUUAAUAAUAUUUUAGAACCACCCUCUUCUGCUCCUUCCAAUAUUACUACCCAGUAUGAAUUUCUGUUUCAAAUGCAACAAAAUCCGGGUCCGUCCAGUAGAGAAGUAGAUGUAAGACAAUUACCUGUAGAACCUGUAGAGACCAACAGAUUGUUGGAAAGAUCCACUAGUUGUUCGCCAAGAAUUUUACAACCGCCCCCACAGCCGUAUAAAACGCUAAGGGAACAACAAGUAUUGCAGCUACAAAAAGAAAUGAAACACCCUGGAGGUGUUAGACUGCAGCUCAGAAGAAAGGACUGCAUUAAUUCGAUUGGUUUUGUAGACGCCUUUGAUGCGGUGUGGGUUUGUGGAUGGAAACAAAAGGAACAUCCUAUGCUAUACAACGCUCUUCACAUUGGAGACAAGCUGCUUAGCAUUGAAGGCAUUCCUAUAAAAAGUUCGUCUGAAGCUCAUAAAGUGUUGUCCUCACAUUAUUGUGGACUUUAUGUAAAUAUAAUUGUGAAACGCAUCCCGUUUGGUCAAGUACUUGUAAUACAACGUGAAAGUGAAGGACAGUCUUUGGGCAUCAUACAAGAAAAUAGUACAGCUGUCAUAGAAUCGGUGCAGCCUGACGGUUUGGCAGCUAGACACGGUUUGACAGCUAAAGCGAAAACAUGUGAUGGAACUUCGUUUACAAAUUGGGUCCUGACUGAAAUCAAUGGUCGUCCAUUAAAUUUAUUUUUUAAGAAGAACCAAGUUAAAGAACGUCUUAAUUCGGUGGGCCGAGACAUAUCUAUUUUAGUACAACCCUUUGAUCUAAUAAAGCAACUAAAGAAGCAAAUGAAGUCUUUGAAAAACUAUAAAGAGUAUAUUUUGCAAUAAUAUAUGUCUUUAAUGAAAUUUUUAAUGUUUGUUGUAACCCAUUAUUUGUGCAAUAUUUUCUUUUACACUGAUGUCAGAGAAUAAUGUCUGAAUUAUGUACUGUGAUUAUUUUAUACACAUCGUAUAGCAAAAUAAAGUGACUAAAACAC
Aethina tumida (small hive beetle) is the source of this 1914-nucleotide messenger RNA. RefSeq lists its product as uncharacterized. The record is from RefSeq and is a predicted model, not a curated record. Bases 248 to 1765 code for a protein of 505 amino acids. Gene Ontology annotation, cellular component: cytoplasm; plasma membrane. The transcript is spliced from 5 exons. NCBI's taxonomy places the organism in Eukaryota, Metazoa, Arthropoda, Insecta, Coleoptera, Nitidulidae.